CGUGUGCUGUUGUGACGUAAAACCCACUUGUGUAAUUUUACUGUUUUGUGUCUGACAUUCAGACAUCAGCAACGUUUUCACUGCGGAGGAAUAGUCCACUAAGAAGUCUUUCAACGCCUCGAGAAAAAGGGUUAAAAUGCUGUCUUCUGUUGUUGCGAGAAGACUGGUAACAGGGGUGUGCCAGGCAGCAUGGAGACCAGCGGUCACGGGGCUGGUGUCAUCUCGUGGUUACCGUGGAGAUACGCCAGAUGACACCAGGGGAGACCUGAUUGAGAUCCCUUUGCCCCCUUGGGACGAGAGGCCCGGCGAGACCACUGACAUCAAGAAGCGACGCCUGCUAUAUGAGAGUCGCAAGAGGGGCAUGUUGGAGAACUGCAUUCUGCUCAGCCUUUUUGCAAAGCAAUACCUGAACUCAAUGACUGAGAACCAGCUGCUGCAGUAUGACAGACUGAUUAAUGAACCGAGCAAUGACUGGGACAUCUACUACUGGGCAACAGAAGCUCAGCCCACCCCUGACGUUUACCAAGGAGAGAUCAUGGAUAUGCUGAAGGAGUUCACAAAGAACCGUAAUCAGGAACAGAGGUUAGAUGCACCCAACUUGGAGUACCUGGACAAGGAAAGCCAGUGAGGUCCAAGGCCCUUUAGGCCUUCUCAGAGACUCAUUUCAGGUGGGGCACUGGGAGAAAUAUCAGUGUCAUAACCCACCAGAAAUACCCUUCAGGGGUCAGCUGUGUUUCUCCAGUUAUGCACAGCAACGUGAACAAAAUAUUGUGGAGUGGAAAAUAUUUAGAACACUUUACUAUCUCGUACUACACACACCUGUCCAUGAAAUAUUCUCACCGGGAAAGCCUACAUCCUCUAUCUCCUCUGCUAGCUCCAGUCAGUCAUUACAGGGAGAAGAGUUGUCGAAGGCGAGGGAAGUUUGUGGAUCGAGCAAAGAUUGAUGCAGCACAAUAUUAGAAAGGUGCUCUGAAUAUUUUACAUGAAUUGUAUUGUAAAUGUUUGAUUCAAGACUGUAUAUUCAUAAUACUCGAUGUGUGAGCUGCAUACUGAAUAAGCCAGCUUUGACACUUAGACACAAACUGAUUAUAUAUACUAGACUGUUGUAAAGAAACACAUUGACUCUCUCAUUGUGUAGCUUGUUGAAUUAUAAUGGUUUGGUUCUGUUCAAUGAUUCUAUCGUGCCUAUUACAUCUAUUAUGGGUUAUUUAAUAAAUGUUGAUGUGUACUGUC
Messenger RNA from Cottoperca gobio, 1233 nucleotides. It is a transcript of the gene sdhaf2, whose product is annotated as succinate dehydrogenase complex assembly factor 2. Bases 137 to 628 code for a protein of 163 amino acids. The record is from RefSeq and is a predicted model, not a curated record. Gene Ontology annotation, cellular component: mitochondrion. The transcript has 4 exons. NCBI's taxonomy places the organism in Eukaryota, Metazoa, Chordata, Actinopteri, Perciformes, Bovichtidae. Gene Ontology annotation, biological process: protein-FAD linkage; mitochondrial respiratory chain complex II assembly; mitochondrial electron transport, succinate to ubiquinone.